This is a messenger RNA of Salmo salar (Atlantic salmon), 4291 nucleotides long. Lineage: Eukaryota; Metazoa; Chordata; Actinopteri; Salmoniformes; Salmonidae. The record is from RefSeq and is a predicted model, not a curated record.
UGACUACGGAUAGCGUCUUGUUAAAAAUAUAUAUAAAAAGCCGACAGGCGCUCCACCCGCACAAGAAUAAUCAAACUUUACUAAUGUUAUUGAUGAAACAAUGUUAUUCAUAUUUGAUGUAUUAAUGAAUAAUUCAAAGGUUUCACUAUUCAAGGUUUUGCACUGAUACUGCGUUUGCCUUCGUCAGGUGUCUACAAUCUUCCCCAUUAUCCCCAGGUUUGCCAUGGCGACUGUGGUGAUGGAGCAGAUUGGUCGCCUGUUCAUCAAUGCUCAACAGUUGCGUCAGAUUCCUCAGCUGCUCGAGUCGGCCUUCCCUACUCUGCCCUGCACCGUGAAGGCCCAUGACGUGCCCUGGGUAUUCCGUGAGCCUCACAUCAUUGGAGGCUACAGGCAGCCGGACCACAGCUGGCGCUACUACUUCCUCACCCUCUUCCAGAGGCACAACGAGGCACUCAACGUUUGGACCCACCUGCUGGCCGCCUUCAUCAUCCUGGUCAAGUGCCAGGAGCUGUCCGAGACAGUGGAUUUCCUCCGUGACCCCCACGCCCAGCCCCUGUUUAUCGUACUCCUCUCAGCCUUCACCUACUUGUCGUGCAGUGCGCUGGCCCACCUGCUCAACGCCAAGUCCGAGCUUUCCCAUUACACCUUCUACUUCCUGGACUAUGUGGGUGUGGCCAUCUACCAGUAUGGCAGCGCCCUGGCCCACUUUUACUAUGCCAUCGAGGAGGGCUGGCACGCCCGGGUGCGAGGGAUCUUCCUGCCCACCGCAGCGUUCCUGGCCUGGUUCUCGUGCUUCGGCUGCUGCUACGGCAAGUAUGCCAGCCCGAGGCUGCCCAAGUUUGCCCACAAGCUGUUCCAGGUGGUUCCCUCGGGCCUGGCCUACUGCCUGGACAUCAGCCCUGUGCUGCACCGCAUCUACAGCUGCCACCAGCAGGAAGGGGGCUGCUCCAACCAGGCCGUGGCUUACCACCGCUACCAGGUAUUCUUUUUCCUGGUGAGCGCCUACUUCUUUGCCUAUCCCCACCCAGAGUGCUGGCUGCCCGGGCGAUGUGACUUCAUUGGCCAGGGCCACCAGAUCUUCCACGUGUUCCUGGUGCUGUGCACCCUGGUGCAGAUCGAGGCGACACGCAUAGACUACAUUGAGCGGAGGCCCCUCUACGAGCGUCUCCACGGCAACCUGGCCCAUGACACAGUGGCGCUCUUUGUCUUUACAGCAUGUUGCAGCGCGCUCACUGCCUUCUACGUGCGGAAACGUGUGCAGGCGCAAAUGCUUGAGAAAGUGGAGUAGGAGCUGUCAGGACAGAGGGAUAAAUUAGGAUAAGGGAGAAAGACUUUAAUCUGAUUUACACUGGAAAGCUAAAAAGACAAGAGAUUAAACAAAUCAGACUGUUAAUUUUGUAAAAAGAUGAUAAAAACAAUGACCUGCUGUUUUUUUUCUGUUAUUGUUUUGUGGCCUGCCAAAUUACAUUUUAAACUGGCAACAUAGACUUUGUCUUGCGAUGUUGACCUUCCAGGAAGACAGAAAAACCUGGUAGUUUCUGUCUGUCACAGCACAAGCAGUACCUGUAACACUUCACAUAACAUAGUUUCACUUCACAGAGAGGGUAAAAUGAAGGUUGGAAUUGAGACUUUUUUAUUGUGUUGAUUUUCCUCUUAAUUUUACACUCUCUACUGUGAGAUCACAUGUCAUGGCCUAGCUAUCUACUAAAUAGUCAGAAUGACUUUUUGACUAUAUACAGUAUUGACUGACCAACUCCAAGCAUGACACAAACCAUCUCAAUAGAGGUAUGUAGGAAAGAAUGGAAAGUAUACCCACGUUGCCCUUAAGUGGAUAAUCAAAUAAAUAAUUGGAAUAAUAAUUUAAUAAUAAUAAUUUCUCACCAGCUUUUAUUUCUUAAAAAUACAAUGUGAGUUUCAAAGUGAUUUGACUCCCAAGUCAAAUGUUAGUGCUUAACAAAGAUCAGUAUUAUUAUUUUUUAUUCACUGGUUAUCCCAUGAUAUUCCAGCGAGCUGCAGUCAACACUGCCAAAUGAUGUCUCCCCUACUCAUGCUCUGUGUUUUAUCUACCAUUUUCUCUGCCUAUUUUCUCCAAAGCUAUGUUUUGUAAGUGAUUGAGAUGCCUUUACGGGCUGUCAGAUAUAAUAGACUGGCAGUUAGACUUGGCUAGAGGCAUAGAGCCCACAAUUUGCAAACCAAACCGAACAUUUCUCCUCUAAGAUACAUAAAUUGGCCAUUUUACUAACAUGCGGAUUGAUCAUGUCAAAGAACAAAGCUGGCACUCUUAGGAUAGUUGGCGUAAGAAAUGGAUGGAAUUAUGUUCCCAAGAUUACAAUGAUGUCUCUUUGUCGUUGUGAUAAUAUUCCUUUUGUAUUCAAAGGGCUGGAACUCCAGCUUUUGCUUUUUCACACCCGAUGAUGUCAAUGCCUUUGUGUGUAUUGUUCAGUCUUUUCAUGGACUUGACUUUAUUCACAAAAGGGCUGUCUGAGUACUGAGUAUGGUGACUUACUGUUUGUAUAUUUGUAUAUGUAUGGUUGGGUAUGUAUGUGCCUUGAAGCAUGUCUCUUUGCGUGUAUAUAUGUUUGUGUGUGAUUCAGAUGUGAAUGUGUUUGAAAGCCUGUCUUUGCACUGUUUUGUUAUAUUUGAGACCCUCCUCAAGAACAUUGUAGUCCUUUAACGUCCUCUCAAGUCCCUUAGGGUGACAUUUUAAGUCUGUCACACAGCAGUGAAAGGUGAAAAAAUUACUCACAAUAGAGCUGAAUUUAUUUUAAAACCUAUUUUUAUGAUGUCCAUGAAACUGUGGCAAUAAUAUAUUUAGAGCUAAAGUAAACAAUGCAUUUAUUACACAGGUAUUCAAAUCAGGACCUGGAGACAAUAAUUCCAAUACUCAUUUUGAAUGAAAUGCCAUUUAAAAUGUUCAUUUUAGAUGAAUAAGAUAAUAUUGCCCUAGUGUUCUUGUUGUGAGAUGCCUCCUAAAAUGUAUGUCAUUUUAUAUGUGCUGAUCAGAUGGAGGUUUGAGUUGGCAUUGAACUUUACAGACCUGAGAGCACUGACGGGUUUGGGUUCAGCCAGUCACUGAUAAUGUCACCUACAAAGCUUAGACUAAUAUCUAACAGGUGACGAAAAGGUUAAAUCAUGACUGACUUACAGGUAACUGCCAAAAUAAAGGAAACACUUAAGGAAAUGAGGGAUACAUAGUAUAUUGAAAGCAGGUGCUUCCACACAGAUGUGGUUCCUGAGUUAAUUAAGCAAUUAACAUCCCAUCAUGCUUAGGGUUAUGUAUAAAAAUUCCCAGUUGCCCAUUAUUUUGGCUACCAUGGCUCGAAGAAGCCCUCAUAUAGAGUUCCAGAUACUUGUAGAAUUUAAGCCAAGGAGCAUUGACACUGUUCUGGUGGCUUGUGCUGGCCCAACGUCCUAUUAAGACACUUUAUGUUGGCGGACCUUUAUUUUGGCAGUUACCUGAAUUUGAAUUGUUAUGGUCUCACUGAUAAAGGGGUUGCAAUGCUUCUACACCUUCUACACCUGCAUUGCUUGCUGUUUGGGGUUUUAGGCUGGGUUUCUGUACAGCACUUUGUGACAUCAGCUGAUGUACGAAAGGCUUUAUAAAUACAUUUGAUUGAUUGAUUGAUUGCAAUGACAACAAUACAAUGAUUGUGACCCCUAGUAUCCAAACUACCACUGUACGCGCCAUUCCUAACACAAACCAACCCUGAGUCAUAUAACUGUUAACCUUGAUACUACUGACUCUCACUGUCCUGCACGGAACCUAAUUCUAACCACUGUAUCCAGUUCUACCACUGUAUCCAGUUGCAGGUUACUGUUUUUUUGUCAGGAAUCUUGUUCUGUAGGCAGCUUUGCAGGGUGGUCACUAGAUGGCACAGCCACAAAGUCCUUCAAUUUGAUUUUAACCUUAACCACACUGCUAACCCCAGAGGUGGCACCACAGGUACCAGAGUGGUGUGACGGAAAAACAAUUCUGGGGCCCGUAGUCUUUCCUGAUCUGAUAACCUAACCAGAUAAAACUCAUUACUUUAUACAGUAUGACGUGAUUAAUCUGUUGUAAAAAGGCUGAAUAUGGGCUAUGAUGGGACCAGAGUUGAAAACCAUGUCAAACUGCAGCAACCUUAUAGUUGUUCAUAUUACUAGAAAGACUAGGGGGGGUUCCUAUAUACAUACACAAAGAAAGCAACGUUAUUGGACAUUAAAACUCACAGGACUGAGCUUGUUUUAUGCAGGUUUGCAAUGUUUAGUCCUGCCCUAUGCAACUGUAGGCCUAAUUAAACAUUUACUCACA